Naegleria lovaniensis is the source of this 2928-nucleotide messenger RNA. RefSeq lists its product as uncharacterized. Bases 1 to 2928 code for a protein of 975 amino acids. Lineage: Eukaryota; Heterolobosea; Eutetramitea; Acrasida; Naegleriidae. The record is from RefSeq and is a predicted model, not a curated record. The transcript has 3 exons.
AUGAGAGCAUUAGAUUUUCUUGUUCCCUUAAUGUUGCUAGCCUUGCUUAGCCUCAACUGCUGCUUGGUACGCUCUCAAUCCGUUCCGAGCCAUUCCCUAUACGAUAAUCCAGGAAAGAGCGUGAAGAAUACUCUGGAGAAAGGGGCUAUUGAUUACUUCCUUGUAAAUGUCUCAUCGUGGAAUAUCGGAAUGAGCGAUUUCUUGGUGUUUGGUUUAAAUUCCCUUUCAGGAGAUGUUGAUUUGUGGGUCUCCACGACUCAAUUCCCAACCUCCUCCGAUUGUAAUGGCUGCAUUCAUACUGACAUUGCAGGGUACAGUGAUUCAAGGCUCAUCAACCGAAAUGAUGAGACAAAUUGGCCCGCUUCCAAUGUGUUCUAUAUUGCUGUGGUAGCUUCAUUCAGAAAGAGUGCUUACAGUCUUGCUUCAUGGUCUUCAAAUGUUCAAGUGGCGCUUGAAUCCAAUGUGGCUCUUUUGGGUCAAUCUCCUAAGGGAAGAGACAAUUACUUUGUUUAUGAGAUUCCUCAAGGCGCUAGUCACAUUACCAUCACAGUUACCUCUCAAACCUCCAGCUCAGAUCCUGAUUUGUAUAUUUCAGGCUCCAUCCCAAAGCCUAACGCCACUCACAACGACUGGACAUGUGCUGAUUAUGGCUUUGACUCUGUUCUGGUUCAUGUUGAGCCUGGUCUCACUCACAUUUACAUUAAUGUCAAUGCAUUCACAGACUCUAUUUAUACUGUUUUGGUUCGUCUGAAUGAUGACGCUGUACAACUCUCGGAAGGAAUGCUUCUUGAUGACUUGCUCGAUGAGGGCCAAAUGGACAUCUUUUAUUUUGAAAAUUUACAUACUCAGAAUAUUGUUGUGGAGAGUUUGGAAGUGAACUCAGAAGGUGAGUCCAAACUCUAUGUUCGUUAUGGACAGCCUCCAACCAGUGUAGAGUUCGAUCAAGUAGUUUCUCUUGAAGGAAAUGAUUAUUUGAUAAUUAAGAAUGCAAGUGUGGGAACAUACUAUUUUGGUCUCUACGGAUUGGUCAAUGGGACAGGUUACAAAAUAUGGUGCUACACCGAAGAUCCAAAUCAAAUUGUUGUCAGUGAAAAUAACGCUCUUGGUGGAGUUUUAUCUUCGAGUAGUAACUUUGUUUUCAAGUUUGAGAGCAGAGAUUUUACACAGGGAAUAGUGGCCAAAGUUGAGGCUAUCGAGAAACCCAUUCAGAUGUAUUAUGCUCAACAUUCGAGACCAACAAAUUUCAAAUAUGUGAAAACGACUACUGCUACUGUUGGAAAUUCAGCCAUGCUUUACUUGGCUCCACCUUCACCAACACCGUAUUUGUAUUUCUCAUUGUUUGGUGAGGGCAAGUUCACUUUUGAAAUCACCACCAACCACACCACCAAGGAACUAUUCGAUGGAAUUGAGAUGGAUAUGGAAUGGGUUCCAAGAGGUUAUUACAGAUACUACAUGUUUAAGGCAGAAAAAUUCCCAGAUCAGGCAAUCACUAUCACUGCCAAUCCAUACAGAUACAAUGACGUGGAUAUUUAUGUCUCAACCAGUGAGCCUCAUCCUAGCGAGUCAAAUCAUCAAUGGAAAGGUGAAGAGAGAGGUGUUGACACCAUCUACAUUCCAGCUAAAGCAAGCGAAGCUAAAGGCAAUGUGUUUUACAUUUCUGUUUUUGCCUAUGACACUGACUGUUAUUUUAGCCUUGUGGCUUCGUAUGCUGGAGAGUCACGUAUUUUGAAGCUUGAUGAAGCAAUCUCGUCGACCGUUUCUGAAGAGUCAUACUCUUAUUUCACGCUUGAGGUUGCCCUACCUGGAAAAGUCCUCAUCAAUUUGCAAUUACAAAAUAGUGGAGAUCAAGCUGAUUUAUAUUACAGUACCACCGUGGCCACUCCCAACAAGUACAACUAUGAAGGGAAGGGUAGCAAUUUGGGUGGCUCAGUAUUGACCAUUGACGACGUCCAGCCAGGAAAGGUAUACGUGAGCGUGCAUGGAGCCUUGUCAACCAGCCUCAACAAAUUGAUUCCCUUCAAAAUCAUUGCAUCAAAUUCCUACCUGUACACCUAUCCAAAUGGAGAUGCCAUUCCCAUGGUAUCUAAAAAGGGUACCAUUAACAUUUUCAAGGCCUCCAUCACCAAUAGUCUGAGAAUUUUGAUUGCAUCUGUCUCUCUGGUGAAAGGUAAGACAGCCAUGUAUGUCACUAAUAACGGCUGGACAGGCAAUUCCACCUAUUACACAUGGAAAGAUUCCAAUGCAGUUGGUAAUAGUAUUGUCAUAAAGAAUAGCGAUCCAAAAUUCGCUCUGGGAACUUGGACCAUUGCAGUCGAGAGCCUUGAAGAUUCAGAGUAUCACUUUAGUAUGGCCUCAAAUAUUGGAGCCAAUGUUUUAGAGGAUGUUCAUACUAUUGGAAGAACUCCAUCUGAUGGCAACAUGGACAGUUUGAUUUAUAACUUUUGGCUGCCAUUCAAAUCGGAACAAAGUAAGACUGACAUUGUCAUUCACAUUAAGGAGCUCGAAGGAAAAGUCAACAUUUAUGCUAACCAAGACAUGCAACAUGAUCCCUCUCCAACAAGCUUCAAGUGGAAAUCUGAAACGAAUGGAGAUCAAAAAAGAAGCAUUGUCAUCAAAAAGGAAGAAUUGAACAUUCAGAAUGCAAUUUAUGUGUUAGUUCAAGGCGAAGUUGGAAAGAGCUCAUUGUACUCGAUUGCCUUUUCAAAGCACACAAGCUCUCAAGAUAGUGAUAACACUGCAGGUAUUGUUGUUGGAGUGGUUCUUGGAGUUGUCAUGCUGGCCCUUGUGGUUGUGCUAGCUGUUGGGCUAGUAGUGUACUUUAGAAAGAGGAAGCAAGCAUCGACUUACAACAAGUUCGAUCAAGAGAGUCAGCAAGCUCCUGAAGGCAGCAGUUCUGUCUAUUACAAGGUGGAGAACACUCAAAACUAG